UAUGGUCUUCAGGUGAUGUAUUACCUACAUAAUCACUUGCAAGUUACUUUGAAGGAGUGUUACCAGCUGAAUCUGUCUUCUUCACUCUGCAGCCAAGUCAAAGCAGCACAUCUGGUCGUAAAGAUGUCCAACCCAGUGGUCACUCAGCAACCUGGCGCAGGGGGCUAUGGGACAAAUGUUCAAACAGGAGAAUGGAGCACGGGCUUGUGCUCCUGCUGCAGUGACUGUUUGGUCUGUGCCGUUGGUUUUUUCUGUCCACUUGCACUGAGCUGCUACACGGCAAAUAAGUAUGGAGAAAACUGCUGUUUGGGUUGCAUACCCGGAGGAAUGACAGCCAUGAGGACUCACAUGAGGCUGACUUAUGGUAUCCAGGGGACAAUACUGAACGACGCCCUCAUGACCUUUUGCUGCGGGGUUUGUGAAGUGUGCAGGAUGGCCCGAGAAGUCCGCAUCAGAAAUGGGGACGUUUCAGUGUAGCAAGAUGUUUGAUGGACAGCACGUCAUGGAAACCUCGCAAGCUGUUCAUGCUUAAACUUUCUGUCGCUGUAAAUAAAAUGCAUUAUUAA
Molecule: messenger RNA, 566 nt
Organism: Cololabis saira (Pacific saury)
Lineage: Eukaryota; Metazoa; Chordata; Actinopteri; Beloniformes; Belonidae
Product: cornifelin-like
Exons: 4
Coding region: 16-477 (153 amino acids)
Cellular component (GO): cornified envelope
Source: RefSeq, a predicted model, not a curated record